AUGGAACCUGUCGAGUCUGAUCCUGUUGUCUCUAGUACUGUUGAUGAAAAUGAUCUCAUCGCCCAGAAGCGAACGUCUAUUUCUUCGGUGAGCGAAUCUUGCCCAGACGAAGAGACGCUGCCUCAGGUCCGCCGACCUAAGUGGAAAAUUACUCGCAGCUAUACGGACGACACCAUCAAGAAGAAAAGCCUCACUGCUAGUUCUUCCCAAGAUGGAGCUGAGUUUGAGGUCCCGGAAUUUGAGUUUUAUGACGAUGUAUGGAACAUGGAAGGAAGCCAAGCCGACGACUAUGGUGCUGACUACCUCGCCACUGGUCGCAUCACACCCGAUGGCCUGGUUGACGAGGACUUUGAAAAGGAGCUUGGAUGGUUGGCUCAGGUGAGCUACUCUCUCCCCUCCCCCCAGGCCAUCCCUCUGUCCGCGUCUCUGAAUCGCGCAUACUUUUGCAUGCUUUUUAAACUUCUUGAACUGUUUUGA
This is a messenger RNA of Dibothriocephalus latus, 477 nucleotides long. Lineage: Eukaryota; Metazoa; Platyhelminthes; Cestoda; Diphyllobothriidea; Diphyllobothriidae. The record is from the annotation of a GenBank genome assembly.